CUCGGGUUCCGCUUGCGCGUUGCUGGGAAACGGGCCUCGGCUCGCCCCUCCCUUCUGAACGCCGGGCUCGCGGGCGGAGGCCCGGGCUGCGCCGCCGCGGCGGCCGAGGCGGAAGAGAUGGGACUCCCUGCGCGGCGAACCCGGAGCCGUUACCUCUUCGGGGGAAGCAGCGGUGGCUUCGAGGAAACCGGAAGCCCGUGGUGACCCCUGGCCGACCCGGUUUGUUUUCAGGCCGUCUCCAAACAAUUGGGGAAUCGAAACUCGGCGGCCCUGGGGGCGGCCCUGCGGUGCCGGGGCUCAGGGCGUUUCAUUCACUGAGACGGCAAGUAAGUGGAAGGAACGAGGGACACUUGACAAGAGCGGUGCUGCCCAGACCUGAGCCCCGCACGAUCUGUCAUGGAUGCACUAGUAGAAGAUGAUAUCUGCAUUCUGAAUCAUGAAAAAGCUCAUAGAAGAGAUACAGUGACUCCAGUUUCAAUAUAUUCAGGAGAUGAGUCUGUUGCUUCACAUUUUGCCCUUGUUACUGCUUAUGAAGACAUCAAAAAACGACUUAAUGAUUCAGAGAAAGAGAACUCGUUCCUAAAAAAGAGAAUACGGUUUUUGGAAGAAAAGCUUGUAGGAGCUCGAUUAGAUGAAGAAACCAGUUCUGUGGGACGAGAACAAGUAAAUAAGGCCUAUCAUGCAUAUCGAGAGGUUUGCAUUGAUAGAGAUAAUUUGAAAAGCAAAUUGGAUAAAAUGAAUAAAGACAACUCUGAAUCUUUGAAAGUAUUGAAUGAGCAGCUACAAUCUAAAGAAGUAGAACUCCUUCAGCUGAGAACAGAGGUGGAAACUCAACAGGUGAUGAGGAAUUUAAAUCCACCUUCAUCAAACUGGGAGGUAGAAAAGUUGAGCUGUGACCUGAAGAUCCAUUGUUUGGAACAAGAGCUGGAACUGAUGAAAAAAGAAUGUAAUGAUCUCAAAGUAGAGCUACAAAAAGCCAAACAAAUGGAUUCAUCUCAGGAAGACAAUCUGAAGAGUAGCGAUCUCCAAAGACUAAGCAUUUCAAGUGAUAAUAUGCAACAUGCAUACUGGGAACUGAAGAGGGAAAUGUCUAAUUUACAUCUGGUGACUCAAGUACAAGCUGAACUACUAAGAAAACUGAAAGCCUCAACCACAAUUAAAAAAGCUUGCACCCCAGUUGGAUGCACUGAAGACCUUGGGAAAGACAGCACGAAAUUGUACUUGACGAAUUUCACUGCAACAUACAAAAGACAUGGGCCACCCUCACCAAAUGGCAAACCUCUUUGUCAUACUGUAUCUUCCCCUUUAUCAGGAGACACAAAGGUUUCAUCAGAGAAAGCACUUCUGCAGUCAUGGACAGAUAAUGAAAGAUUGAUUCCUAAUGAUGGUACGGACUUUCAGGAACACAACUCCUACGGCAGAAAUUCUCUGGAAGAUAAUUCUUGGGUAUUCCCAAGCCCUCCCAAAUCAAGUGAGACAACAUUUGGGGAAACUAAAAGUAAAACUUUGCCUUUACCCAACCUGCCGCCACUGCAUUACUUGGAUAAACAUAAUCAAAACUGUCUUUAUAAAAGUUAAUUCUGAAGAGAUUCAUGAUUUGAUCAUGAGGUCACUGUACCUCUGGUUCUCCCAAGAAAUUAUUUAACAAACUGAAAGUGGAUUUUGAUUAAAAUUUUGCAGUUCUUCAGUAUAUACUGUCAACAUAAGGUAUGAUAAUUAGUUGAUUUUCUAGUAAAAGAAGAGCACCCUUCAGCUCUAUAUUCUAAGAAUCAAAUAUAUGCUAACUAUACUAGUGAAUAAGUUUAAGGUGUUUAGAGAUAAAUAUGCCAUCGAUAACAGUUGUGACAUCUGCUAUAAGAAAAGAAGAGAACUGGAGAUGUUUGGACAUGGUUUGACAAAGUAUGAGAAAUGCCUAAAUAUCCCUUCAUAAAGAGAAAAGCAAGCGUUUAUUACAGGAGAAAAAACCAGGCACACUGGUUCAGAUUGCAUAAAGGGGCAAAUGACAAUGUGAAUACAUUAUCCUUGUUGACUUUAUGAUGCAUAAAAUUAUGAAAUAUAAUGGAAUAAAACUGUCUAGGUUAUUACA
This is a messenger RNA of Chinchilla lanigera (long-tailed chinchilla), 2086 nucleotides long. It is a transcript of the gene Azi2, whose product is annotated as 5-azacytidine induced 2. Lineage: Eukaryota; Metazoa; Chordata; Mammalia; Rodentia; Chinchillidae. The record is from RefSeq and is a predicted model, not a curated record. Gene Ontology annotation, biological process: canonical NF-kappaB signal transduction. Gene Ontology annotation, cellular component: cytoplasm.